Thelazia callipaeda (thelaziosis nematode) is the source of this 833-nucleotide messenger RNA. Lineage: Eukaryota; Metazoa; Nematoda; Chromadorea; Rhabditida; Thelaziidae. The record is from the annotation of a GenBank genome assembly.
AUGGGUAAGAUCAGGAAUUCAAAAAAUACGAUUAAUAAUUCUUUUUCUAUUAGUGUGACAGAAACGCAUCGUGUCUCGCGGACAAUUCGAAAAAAUCGGAUGAAGCCAUCUGCGUCUUUCAAUGUUUUUCAGUUGCUUGUGCCAAAGGAAAAGAUUGAAGUUGUGGUGAAAGACCCUUCGAUUGAAAUGAAUAAUAAUGAAGGCGAUGGGUUGGAUAAACUUGACGAUGGGUUGGAUGCACAUGACGAUGAGUUGUAUGUACAUGAAUCGAGUUACAAAAAUAUAACGGCUGAAAAAAAAGAUGACACUUACUUUGAGACUAUUAUAAUAUCAGAUGAUGAUGACGAGAUUGCUGAUUAUCAAACUGUAGGACUCGGAACUGACAAGAAUAAAGAAUCAUGCACUGAAAAAUGGUCUUGGAAUGGAUACGAGCUUAACAUAAAUAAAACCAUUUGCUCGCACAUGGUAAAUGAAAUGAAUGAGGGAAUAUUAGACAAUUCUGAUUAUCAUAAUUUGAAGUCGCAAGUUGAACUAAUUAAUGGAAGGAAUGCUUCGGGCUCCCACAUCUCUGUAGUGGAAGAAAAAAAUUCGGUGGGUCAUCAAAAGCAGUUGUCAGAAAAAACGCAAACCAAGCGGGUUUUGCCUUUUGAUGUGUCUUCAUCUUCCACACCGAAGGAGGAUGCUUCAAGCGAAAUGAUAGAGUUGCGGGAUUGUGGAAGGAUGAAUAAUGCAACUGUUUCUACCAGUAAAAUGUUUUGCAAGAAUUUAUCCAAAACGGAAAUGGAUAAAGUAAUGGGAAAUGUUUUGAUGCACAUUCAUUUUUUACGUUAAAA